AACUGUGUUUAAUAAAUGUAUCUUUCUGGAAGGUGCCUUGUGCUAUUUUCCCAGCUCAGCAUGCUUUGCGUGAGAACAAGGGAAGCUUCGCAGACACACUUGAAUCUGACGACGCAGCCUAUCUGUGACUUCUGGAACACACAAACUCUUAUUCUUCACAAAUGCGUUCAGGAAAUUCUUCAACUUAUAAAGGGGAUGUUUGAAACUCAAGAUUGAUUCGUUUCACCUUACUAGGAAGGAAAUGUUCUGCACGGGAAGGGGAGGGACUCGGGAAUCCAACUGUAGCCUAAAUGCAACAUUGCACGCCGCAGUUCACGUUAAAAAUAAUGCUUGUAGUUGUAUUUGCGUUGUUGUAACCUGUUUUGGCACUAACGUGAUCUAAUUAUGUCGAUGGCAAUUUAAAGUGUGGUAUAAUAAGCUAAUUAGUUAUUUAAAAAAUAAGCAAGUUCGGUUACGGUAGGUCAAUCAUUCACUCCUAUCGGUGUAUCCGAAGUGACCGUGAACUUUGAUAUUUUAUACUCGUGGAUGAAAUGUACCGGACAGUCUUGCAACGAAAUGGUAGAAGUGCCUUUUUGGUGUUAAAUGAGUACUGCGGAAGAUCCAAUACGGGUUUAGGAGUUAAUGUGUUGUCACGUCGCACCAUAAUAGACCUCUCAUACUCCACACACUUCAUGGAUUUUAAAGGUUCGUCCAUACCAAGUUCAAUGAAAAAGCUUGUUGUUACGAAGCUAAGCCAAAAUUUUAGGAGCGCCGUUUCUUUACAAACUGUUCCAGUACCUACACCAGGCGACGGGGAUUUGUUGGUCAGAAAUCGGUUUGUUGGUAUCAAUGCCUCUGAUAUCAACUACUCGGCAGGGCGCUAUGACCCUUCCGUGAAGCCCCCCUUUGAUGCUGGCUUUGAGGGCAUCGGCGAGGUGGUAGGCCUGGGCCUGAGUGCCAGCGCCCACUUCACUGUGGGCGACACCGUGGCCUACUUCAGCGAGGGCGCUUUCGCCGAGUACUCCGUCAUCCCCGCCAAGAAGGUGGUGACCAUGCCCGCUGCCAAACCCGAGUACCUCACCAUGCUCCUGAGCGGCGCCACGGCCCACAUCGCCCUGCGCCGCCUGGGCGAUCUGAGGGAGGGCGAGACGGUGCUGGUGACAGCGGCGGCCGGCGGCACCGGUCAGUUCGCUGUGCAGUUCGCCAAGAAGGCCGGCUGCCACGUGGUGGGGACCUGCUCGUCGGACGAGAAGGCCGGAUUCCUGAAGACCAUUGGCUGCGACCGGCCCAUCAACUACAAGUCAGAGGACCUGGCCGCCACACUGCGCAAAGAGUACCCGCAGGGCAUUGACGUGGUGUACGAGUCCGUGGGUGGCGGCAUCUUCGACCUGUCCGUCAACUCGCUGGCUAAUAAGGGCAGGCUAAUUGUGAUCGGGUUCAUCUCGGGGUACAAGUCGGCAUCCGGACUCCAGCCUAUAACGGGUGGAACUCUGCCUGCCAAACUCCUGAAGAAGUCGGCCAGUGUGCGGGGCUUCUUCCUACCUCACUUCCUGUCUGACUACCGGGAGUCACUAACAGAAAUGAUGAAGCUGUUUGCCAAAGGGCAGCUGGUGUGUGAGGUAGACAGGGGGGAUAUGGACCCAGAAGGAAGGUUCGUGGGGCUGGAAUCUGUGUUCAGGGCAGUAGACCACAUGUAUGCAGGGAAAAAUUUGGGAAAAGUUGUAGUUGAGGUGGCCCCGGUGGUUGACAGUAAACUGUAAUUGCACUAAAGAUCUUUAAUGAAAAUCCUGUAAUUCCUAGUUAGCUGAAUGACACAUGAUUGUAAAUGACCUGAACUGUGAAUACAGAUUAAAUGUAAUUAUAUUUUUCAAUUUUUUUUUUUUGUUGUUGGUCCAAACAUAAACAGCCUUUUUGUUGGAGAGAAUUUUGAGACAAACAACAGGCAAUAUGAAAAAAUGCAUUAAAAUCUGCACUCUGAAAUCUACUCCGAUUAUUCCAGUUAUCGAAAAUCAACUCAGGGGAAAAUUGGGAUGUUGGGAAUGGGGAUAGGAAUUUAGGACUUUUCUAAACGGACAAGCUCAGAUCAAAUAAAAGUGCUCUUUAGUGUUCAAGCAAUUCAGUGUGGCACGUAGAAGACAUCUUGUUAUUGUUAUCUCUCUGGCUUUUUUCUUUUCUUUUCAUUUGUUUUGCGUCCUCCUUAGAUAUCACUUGGUGACAAAACCGCUAGCUAAAAUUCACUGAUAUUAAACAUUCCUUUGGGAGAAAUCAAGAAUGCUGCCACGCACCAAAAUAGCACAUGUCCAUACUCAUCAGAGCCAGUGCUGCUCAGAAUAGCAUUUCAUUGAUUAGCAUACAUGGCACUUCUAAAGCAGUCCUGUCUUUUAAGAGGGAUUUGGUAGGUGUAGUUUUUAAUUUCAAGGUGUGCUUUAAAUGUCAAUCUAGAAGUGGAGCAUGUAGCUUCAGUAUUUGUCUCCCAUCCUUUUCUGUCUUUUACUUUACGCUCAAAAGAUACCAUGUUUUCUGGAUAUAGUUGGGAUAAUUUGUAUUAUUUCAGUAAGAUUUGAGUGAUUUUCAUUUGUCAUUGUGCCAUAGUUUGUCUAAACUACUACUAUUUAUUUAAUCCUAAUUCAUCCAUACUGUUAACAAAUUAAAGUUGAAUUAAUUUUGUAUUCAUUAA
Clupea harengus (Atlantic herring) is the source of this 2656-nucleotide messenger RNA. RefSeq names its product prostaglandin reductase 3. NCBI's taxonomy places the organism in Eukaryota, Metazoa, Chordata, Actinopteri, Clupeiformes, Clupeidae. The record is from RefSeq and is a predicted model, not a curated record. Gene Ontology annotation, molecular function: 15-oxoprostaglandin 13-reductase [NAD(P)+] activity; zinc ion binding. Gene Ontology annotation, cellular component: mitochondrion.